CGCUAACUGGUUGCCAUGGCGCUAGGUCAUGUGACAGCAAACGUCCAGCGACUGUCAUGGCGGCGCCCUGCGGUACUUCAUGACGCCACUUCCGGGACAGCAGAACAGGGCAGCAUGGAGUUAUUCGUCAGGGGCACAAGGCCGUUGCUGAAAGGAAUCUGUGCGCUGGCCCAGCUCAGAAAUGUGCACCGCGGCCCUCCAGUGCUUUCUCCUCUCGUCCCUAUUGUCGUGGAGCAGACGGGCCGUGGUGAGAGAGCAUACGAUAUAUACUCCAGGCUACUGCGAGAGCGCAUCAUCUGCGUGAUGGGACCAAUUGACGACUCCUUGUCCAGCCUUGUGGUUGCACAGCUGCUGUUCCUGCAGUCAGAGAGCAAUAAGAAGCCUAUACACAUGUACAUCAAUAGCCCAGGGGGCUCCGUUACAGCCGGCUUAGCCAUAUAUGACACAAUGCAGUACAUUCUGAAUCCCAUAUGUACAUGGUGCGUGGGACAAGCAGCGAGCAUGGGGUCCCUACUUCUGGCUGCUGGAUCCAGCGGGAUGAGACACUCUCUGCCAAACUCCAGAAUCAUGAUCCACCAGCCCUCUGGGGGAGCCAGGGGUCAGGCCACAGACAUUGCUAUCCAAGCAGAAGAAAUCCUGAAGCUAAAGAAGCAGAUUAAUGAAAUUUACGCAAAACACACGCGUCAGCCGCUCUCUGUUAUUGAGUCAGUAAUGGAGAGGGAUCGAUACAUGAGCCCUACAGAAGCCCAGGAAUUUGGAAUUCUGGACAAGGUAUUGGUGCACCCCCCUCAAGAUGGCGAGGACGAACCAGAGCUGGUCAUAAAGAAGGAGAACCAGACACCCCCAACUGAACCCUAGAAGAAGGGGAACAGCCUGUAAUCCUAUUUCCAUCUGAUCCUGGAGCCAACGGGGUUAAAUUUGCUGCAGCCUCUCCCUUUUAAUUCCAGGAAAUUGCCCAGACAAUCGUGACUUUGAAAACCGUUUAAAUUCGGAGCAAGGUCAAUCGAGUGUAUUAUUGUUAUAUCUGGCCCUACAAACAAUGUGCCAAGCUGGGAAGGACUGGAGCCCAUUGCUGCCCCCUGGUGGCAGAAAGUAUGUAAAACCCAGAAUCCAAUAUCUAGAAUUGUAUCAAAGAGGCAUUAAAGCGAAUAUUCAUCUUUUGCAGUCCUGGUGGAAAUAUAUAUUACUAAUUAGUAAUGCUUAAUGUUCCCUCCAGUCAUUAAAGGGGUUGUUUGCCUUUACAGUAACUUUAAGCAUGUUAUAGAGAACAAUUUGUAAUUGGUCUUUGUUUUGUAUUAUUUGCAGUUUCUGAGUUAUUUGGCUUAUUGUUCAGCAGCUAUCUUGUUGCUAGGGCCCAAUUUAACCUAGCGACCAGGCAGUGGUUUGAAAGAAAGACAGGUGUAUGUCCUAAAUAGAAAGAUAAAUAAUAAAAAGUAACAAUAACAGUACAAUUGUAGCCUCACAGAGCAAUAGAUUUUGGCUUCUGGGGUCAGUGACCCCCAUCUGAAUGCUGGAAAGGGUCAAAUAUAAAAGAAAAUAAAGACCAAUUGAAAAGCUGCUAAGAAUAGGCCAUUCUAUAACAUGCUAAAAGUUAACCUGAAGGGGAACCACCCCCUAUAGAAGUUGGGAUUGGUAUCUCCAAGCAAUUGGGUUAAUGGGAUUUUAAGGACCUGUUCUGACACACAAUGUGCCCCUUUUUUCUCAGUGGAUAUUAAAUAGGUUUGUGAUGGAAUAAAGCUAUUUUGACACAUG
Messenger RNA from Xenopus tropicalis (tropical clawed frog), 1752 nucleotides. It is a transcript of the gene clpp, whose product is annotated as caseinolytic mitochondrial matrix peptidase proteolytic subunit. Gene Ontology annotation, biological process: proteolysis. The transcript is spliced from 7 exons. The coding region runs from base 16 to 858 and encodes 280 amino acids. The record is from RefSeq and is a predicted model, not a curated record. Gene Ontology annotation, molecular function: ATP-dependent peptidase activity; serine-type endopeptidase activity. Lineage: Eukaryota; Metazoa; Chordata; Amphibia; Anura; Pipidae.